Epinephelus fuscoguttatus (brown-marbled grouper) is the source of this 917-nucleotide messenger RNA. RefSeq names its product apolipoprotein Db (gene apodb). Bases 140 to 691 code for a protein of 183 amino acids. Gene Ontology annotation, molecular function: lipid binding. Gene Ontology annotation, biological process: tissue regeneration; lipid transport; brain development. The record is from RefSeq and is a predicted model, not a curated record. Lineage: Eukaryota; Metazoa; Chordata; Actinopteri; Perciformes; Serranidae. The transcript has 5 exons.
UUACUUGAACGUGAACACACUCUCAGUCUGUGUUUGCCCAGAAAGCUCAGACAGUUUCAGCAGCUGCAGCUUCCACCUGACAUCUUUAACCCUCAUACACCUGAGCCUCUGUAGCCUUCCUUCCUCUCCUGAAGGAACCAUGUCCGCAGUCUACCUCCUCUUCCUGCUGCUCCCUCUGGUGUCAGCACAGACCUAUCACUGGGGUCCCUGUCCCACUCCCAAGGUGCAGCCCAACUUUAACCUCCAGCAGUAUCUGGGCAGGUGGUAUGAGAUCGAGAAGCUGCCCGCUUCCUUCGAGAGAGGAAAGUGCAUCGAGGCCAACUAUUCUGUAAGGAGAGACGGAACCAUCCGGGUGCUGAACUCUCAGUUCUAUAAAGACAAGGUGAGGGUCGCAGAAGGGACAGCAGUGAUUCCCGACAUGAGAGAACCUGCCAAACUCGGAGUCAGUUUCUCAUAUUUUACUCCCUACAGCCCUUACUGGAUUCUGACCACUGACUACACCAGCCUGUCGGUCGUGUACUCCUGCGUGAACAUCCUCUACAUUUUCCACGUCGACUACGCCUGGAUCCUCGGGCGGUCACGCUUUCUGCCUUACGAGACCGUGAGUUACGCCAAAGACCUGAUGGUGAAGGAAGGGAUAGACCUGCACAGGAUGAAGCCCACAGAUCAGAAGGGCUGCAAGGAUAACUAGGGAUCAUGAAGACUCCCACAGCACUCAGAUGAGGCAGGGCUGAAUACUGGAUUAACAAAUUUUUACUCUGAUUUCCUGUGUUUAUGCAUCAUUAUCCGGGUCUCGUGUUGUAACUGUUCCACACAACCCUGACAAAAAAAAAAAAAAGUUUAAUCUGCUGUGUUACAGAUAUGAAAAUAUUUAAGAUCUUUUAAAAUAUAUUUUUAUAUUUUAAAAUCGCUUUAAA